Molecule: messenger RNA, 1241 nt
Organism: Priapulus caudatus
Lineage: Eukaryota; Metazoa; Priapulida; Priapulimorpha; Priapulimorphida; Priapulidae
Product: transmembrane protein 243-like
Exons: 5
Coding region: 158-502 (114 amino acids)
Source: RefSeq, a predicted model, not a curated record
AGAUUUAUCGCUUGGAGCUGUACGUGCAUAACAAACAUGUCCACUGCUUCCGUCAAUUUGUGUUGUAAACCGUUGUCCAGGACUGUGGGAUAGGUAGUUUUAGUCCAAAUGAUGACAGUCGACUUGUGUGCGGAGAAAUAAAGAAGCAACAGCAGAAAUGACUGAACAUACGCCACUCUACCAUGACAUGGCUGACAAGCCACUGUUCGGGGAAUCACGACCCAGGGAUCGCAUGGUAAACCUGAUUGUUGGAGCCUUGACUGUGAUACUUGUGGUCUUCACCCUCAUCAGUGCGUUUGCGUUUCCAUCAUGGCCGCCGCUAGGUCUUAACGUGUAUUUUGCCAUCUGCAUCGUCUUGAUCUGCGCCUCUAACGUCCUACUGAUAAACUGGUACAGGCAGGGAGAUCUGGAUCCAAAGUUCCGGUUGAUGAUCUACUACAAUACGCUAUGCGUGCUGCUCAUCUGCAUUUGUGCCAACUGCUACUUCCACAAGGGCAAAUGAUACACUGGCAGUGUGGAGAAUCCGUAGCAACUCUGCAUUAGCAGCAAAUGUCAUUCACGCAGUCUUGUGUGAACCUGUUUUUCAUGGCUGAUAUUACGUGGGAUUGCGGGUAAAAGGCAGGUAAUUAUGCGAGCGUAACGUGCUGGUAAACUAUCUUGUUACGCUGCAUAAGUAGAUACAUGUAUCAGAAAGCUAGGCAUUUUGCUUUGUAGUAACUAUAGUGAUGAGGAUAAGGAGUUAUUACUGGUUUUUGAAUUCAGAUAAACCUAUAUAUAGAUAAUGUAGCCCUAAUCAAUUGCAAUUCUGAUGACAGUGCCGUGCUGGUUAUAAAUGCAGCGUGCCUGGUCGAAGAGGUACCGUGUCAUUCCCAAAGAAUUUUAUAUUGACCACAAAAUGGCUGUGCUAUGUCAAUUGCUAACACAAAGUAUGCGACUGAAGUAUUGGAUGCAACUUCUUAGAGACGAGGGAAAUAGUCAAAUUAUUGCAGAUCUUGUGUAAUUAUUUUUUGGUAUCCAGCGACAUAUUGGUAAUUCUUGUGACGAAUCAAGGUGGUAACACCAACGAAAAGUGAGCGAUGUUAUUUUCGCAGAUAAAACUAUAAUUUAAGAUUUGUUUUUAAGAUACCGGAUAUUGAUAGCUAUGUAUCAAUAAAGUAUCAAUAGUGUAUCAAUAAUAUUUAUGAUAAUGAAGAUGUAAAUAUUAAAAACUCAAAAUAAAUAUUAUAAUGCAACAAAAUGCA